AUGCUGGGUGAAUUGGUGGUGAGCGUUCUCCCAAUUAUGCUUCAAGGUUCAGUAAUCGUAUUCCAAUUCGGCACUCUUGGUAGGCAUGUGGUUUUAGCUCUCUGUCAUUUUGGCGACGUCGACACGAAGGCACUCUACUUUGACUUGGCGAUGUGGAUUGAUUGGAGGUUUCCUUUGAGAGGACUCCCCAUGCGAGGGCAGAAGAGACGACGGGGUCAGAUAAGAGAGGGAAUCGGCGGAACUUAUAGAAAAGUGGGAUUCAGAAGUCGCACCGAUGCGGUACCUGGCAAAGGUUCUCCGAUGCUUAAGUCACCAGAUAUAAGAUAUAUGAGAGGUGGAAGUGGGAUUUUGCACAGAGUUUCGAUGUGCGACUUUGUGCAAGUUGCAGUAGUGGUGACACAUGUCCGUGGAUUAGCUUUUGUAUUUAAGAGUUUCGGCAACUACCUUCGACAGGCAGUUGCCGCAUCGGAGGAGGACAUUAUGGCAUCGUCGAUGUUAUCUUCAGCAGGCCUCUGA
Prunus armeniaca (apricot) is the source of this 516-nucleotide messenger RNA. Lineage: Eukaryota; Viridiplantae; Streptophyta; Magnoliopsida; Rosales; Rosaceae. The record is from the annotation of a GenBank genome assembly.